Lodderomyces jiufengensis is the source of this 1161-nucleotide messenger RNA. RefSeq names its product deoxyhypusine synthase. Gene Ontology annotation, biological process: peptidyl-hypusine biosynthetic process. The coding region runs from base 1 to 1161 and encodes 386 amino acids. The record is from RefSeq and is a predicted model, not a curated record. Gene Ontology annotation, cellular component: cytoplasm. The transcript has a single exon. Lineage: Eukaryota; Fungi; Ascomycota; Pichiomycetes; Serinales; Debaryomycetaceae. Gene Ontology annotation, molecular function: deoxyhypusine synthase activity.
AUGGCUGAUUCUGGGAAACUUCCGAAUUUAGCUUCUGAUGCUGUACUCAAACAGUCCGUACCAGUUCCUGAAGAUUUUCAAGAAGUUAAAGGUAUAGAUUAUUCAAAAGAUAAUGCAUAUAAUAUGACUGCAAAAGAUUUAAUAUCAUCCAUGUCAACUAUGGGGUUUCAAGCAAGUUCAUUAUCACAAGCAUGUAAUAUUAUAGAUCAAAUGAGAAGUUGGAGAGGUAAACAUAAAUCAGAAUUAGAAGAACAUGAACAAACUGGAGAAUUUGAUGAUGAUGGAUAUCAAAAAACAACUAUUUUCAUGGGAUAUACUUCAAAUUUAAUAUCUAGUGGAUUAAGAGAUACUUUAAGAUAUCUUGUACAACAUAAAAUGGUUAAUGCUAUUGUUGCAACAGCAGGUGGGAUAGAAGAAGAUUUAAUAAAAGUUUUAGCACCAACUUAUAUGGGAGAUUUCACAUUACCAGGAAAAGGGUUAAGAGAUCAAGGUAUGAAUAGAAUUGGGAAUUUAUUAGUACCCAAUGAUAAUUAUUGUAAAUUUGAAGAAUGGAUAGUACCUAUUUUGGAUAAAAUUUUAGAAGAACAACAAGAAGAAUUUGAAAAAGAAGGUGUCAAUGGACUAGAUGCAGAUUCAAAUGCUAUUUGGACUCCAUCAAAAUUAAUAGAUCGAUUAGGAAAAGAAAUAAAUGAUGAAUCAUCUGUAUUAUAUUGGGCCCAUAAAAAUCAAAUACCAAUUUUUUGUCCUGCAUUAACUGAUGGAUCAAUAGGUGAUAUGUUAUUUUUCCAUACUUUUAAAUCAUCACCACAACAAAUUCGAUUAGAUAUAGUAAAAGAUAUUCGUAAAAUAAAUUCAAUGUCAAUGUCAGCUUUUAAAGCAGGUAUGAUUAUAUUAGGUGGUGGAUUAAUUAAACAUCAUAUAUGUAAUGCAUGUUUAAUGAGAAAUGGAGCUGAUUAUGCUGUUUAUAUAAAUACUGGUCAAGAAUUUGAUGGAUCAGAUGCUGGUGCAAGACCUGAUGAAGCUAUAAGUUGGGGUAAAAUUAAAGCUGAUGCUAAAUCUGUAAAAGUUUAUGCUGAUGUUAGUUUAGUAUUUCCUUUAAUUGUUGCUGCUACUUUUGCUAGUGAAAGACCUGUAAAUAAAAAAUUAGAUAAUUCAUUGUAA